AUGCACCCAACUGACUUCGUUCGUCUUCUCCCCUCCGGGCUUUGGUCUCUAGAAGCCUACGUUGCUUGUAGGAUUAUGACAAAAGAAACAUUAGAUAUAAGAGAGGUUUUUAAAGAUUUUUAUACUAUGUUGGAAGAGGUUGCUGAAAAUUCAGAAGAAACCUCUAGCAAAGCCAGUAGUCUUAUAGAAGCAAAGAGGACUGACACCAAAAACGUAAAUAAGAUCUUGGACGGGUCGAAAGAUAAAAAAAAUAACAAGAGGAAAUACGGUGAAUAUAGUGGUGUCAGACAGUUUGACAAUGCGGAAAGGCAGGAGUUACCACGUAAGUUUAAAUCAUAG
This is a messenger RNA of Dentiscutata erythropus, 339 nucleotides long. NCBI's taxonomy places the organism in Eukaryota, Fungi, Glomeromycota, Glomeromycetes, Diversisporales, Gigasporaceae. The record is from the annotation of a GenBank genome assembly.